This is a messenger RNA of Lentinula edodes (shiitake mushroom), 1308 nucleotides long. Its product is annotated as WD40-repeat-containing domain protein. Gene Ontology annotation, molecular function: structural molecule activity; protein binding. The record is from RefSeq and is a predicted model, not a curated record. NCBI's taxonomy places the organism in Eukaryota, Fungi, Basidiomycota, Agaricomycetes, Agaricales, Omphalotaceae. The transcript is spliced from 3 exons. Gene Ontology annotation, cellular component: Seh1-associated complex; nuclear pore outer ring. Gene Ontology annotation, biological process: cellular response to amino acid starvation; positive regulation of TORC1 signaling. Bases 16 to 1074 code for a protein of 352 amino acids.
CACCUGUGACCCCCCAUGAUUCAAACUGGGUUGAUCACCAGCGCGCACAGCGACCUCCUUACUUGUCUCGCCUAUGAUUAUUAUGGCGCGAACAUCGCGUCGUGCGGGUUGGACCAGAAGAUCGUUGUUACUGCUGUGAAUAACGUUGAACAGUCGCAGUCACAGUCGCCGACGGUGAAAUACGAAUGGAGAGCGCAUAGUGCACCGAUUACGUGUGUCGCUUGGGCGCAUCCGGAGUUUGGAGAGGUGUUGGCGAGUGCGGGGAUGGAUAGGACUGUGAGGAUUUGGGAGAGGGGAGAGGAGAAGGCGGUGUUGUUGGAUGCGAGGGCGGGGGUGAGGCAGGUGGAGUUUGCCCCGCAGGCGUUUGGGUUGAAGGUGGCGACGGUGGCGGCGGAUGGGUGGGUGAGGGUGUAUGAGUGUUUGGAUUUGGGAAAGUUGGAUGUGUGGGCGUUGGCGGAUGCUGUGGAGGUUGCGAGGGAGGAACAGCAGGGUGCGGCAGGGGGGAAAGAGGUGGAAGGAGGCUGGGGGGUGUCGUGGUGUAAGGAGAGGUAUUGGGGACAGGUCGUGGCUGCUGUUGCUGGUGCGAGUGAUGUUGUAAAGAUUAUACAAUUCUCACCAUCUCGUUCCCCACAAACCAUCCUCGAACUAAAACCCCCACCUCCAUCCACCACAACCACAACCCCCACGACAUCGGUGAUCACCACCGUCGCGUGGGCCCCGUCGUGCGGUCGUUCGUAUCACUUGAUCGCUACAGGUGGAAGAGACGGCCAUGUGAGGAUCUGGAAGGUUAGUGGCCCGAUGGUUGAUUCCGAGGAGGAUGACGCAGAGGACCGGGAUUUGGGGGAUGCCACUAAUGGUAAGUGGUCUGGACAGCUCGUAGCCGAUUUCGACGACCACGCCCGGAUUGGCGCGUUGGAGGGGGGUGUGGUGGGGAAGGUGGAGUGGAAUGUGACUGGGACCAUCCUCUCGUCCUCUGGCUCAGACGGACGCGUGAGGCUGUGGAAAGCGAGUUUGACAAGUGGAGGCAGGAUUUGGAGGAUUGCGGGCAGUGUGGGGGUUGAGCAGAAGGAGUAGGAGAGCACAACACUCGAAGGAGGGUGCUUGAGCAGGUGUGUAGAAUGAGAAGGGUGCUUCACCCUGAGCUUGUCAUGGACUACAUACACUCCUUACAAGAUACAUACACACUCCUUACAAAACACAUACACAAUCAUAUUGAGAUUUCCAAAAAAGUAUGUAUAUUAAUUACUACAUACAUGGUAUGCAAAGGAAUAUGUAUGUAUAUAGUGUUUAAACAUCCCUUGUGCUGUG